AUGUUCAAUACUUCUCACAUCACAUUCAUAACAAGGAAGUUUCUACUACCUUGCUAACAUUUUUAUCAUCGAGUAUAAAUUUAAUUAUUCGCAGAAGAAAAAAAAAUCUCACAACGAUGGUCUGCGUCCCGUGCUUUAUCAUUCCGGUUUUGCUGUUCCUGUGGCAUCGGUUCGUGCAACCGUACGUGCUUCGGUUCUGGAAUCCAUGGGAGAAAAAAGACAAGGACGGUAACGUGAUCAAGGACGGCAGCGAAUUUCCGUUCCAGUGCAAAGGUGGUGUAUGUCCGUUUCCAGUCAAGGACAAAAGCCAACAACAGGAAAUAACUAACGGAUCAGCUGCUAAUGGAACGGAAUCGGCGGCGGUGACGGCCGCUGGAGGCGAACCCGAAACCAAAAAGAGUCAGUAGUAAAUAUCGAAACUGUUGCUGGAAGAUAGAUAAUUAAUGGAAAGGCUGUAUCAGGGGAAAUAAUUUUAUUACUUGAUGGUGAAAAUGAUAUGUUUCGAGGAAACAUUUUUUGAUUAUAAUGUGAAUGGUCGAUACAAGUAAAAA
Messenger RNA from Armigeres subalbatus, 551 nucleotides. RefSeq names its product UPF0729 protein AAEL015238. The coding region runs from base 117 to 407 and encodes 96 amino acids. The transcript has a single exon. NCBI's taxonomy places the organism in Eukaryota, Metazoa, Arthropoda, Insecta, Diptera, Culicidae. The record is from RefSeq and is a predicted model, not a curated record.